This is a messenger RNA of Aspergillus calidoustus, 1129 nucleotides long. The record is from the annotation of a GenBank genome assembly. NCBI's taxonomy places the organism in Eukaryota, Fungi, Ascomycota, Eurotiomycetes, Eurotiales, Aspergillaceae.
GCCCGGUCAAGCCACAGGAUUACUCUGUCGUUGCAUGUAUCUUCCCUCGAAUUGCAUCGUUGUACUCUGGAAAGAGGUGGGUACCGCAAGGAAAGGGGCUGACCCUCGAAGUGAAGCCGGUAAGUACAGAGCGCUGCUAUACUGGCGCUACACCUGAAGUAGCCGUGGAUGUGAUAGGGGAACCGGCGACAGCGCUUACCAAAAACCUAACUCCUUGCAAUGAGUUCGAAUCCGCGUCCUUGUGGAAUGAGGCCUUUCGGUGGAUUGAGGAAUGUCGCCAGAAUCACGAACGCCGCAACUCGAACUCGAACAACGUCAACAUUUCGGAAGGACACCCGUACAGAAUCUUGGAUCUUUCCUCCACGCAACAGGGCUACAUACGUCUAAUCGAGAUGAAGAGUCCCUACCCCUGCUACAUGGCCUUGACUUACUUGCUGGGGAGGCCCCGCUGGAUUAUGGCCUUUCCACCUGUAAACUCGAUGCGUACCAUCGAAAGAUUUCUGUAAACUGCCUAGGGAGGAUCAUCCAAGAUGCAGUGACCGCCUGUCUCCGACUCGGGUAUCAUUUCCUGUGGGUGGACUCUCUGUGCAUUGUCCAGGAUUCCGAUGAGGACCGAGCGAACGAGCUGGGGAGGAUGACCACCAUUUAUGCUAACGCGGAUGUCACGACUUCAUCGGCACUAGCUCCGUCAUACGAUACCGGAUCCUUGAAAGCACCUCCACCAGUUCAUGCUUCCCGUCCAUUCUUGCUGCCGUCCAGACUCCCCGACGGGCAGACUGGAAAGAUUUGCGUGUAUGAACAGUCGUCUGGCAUGUUUGGCACCAACUGGCCGCCUGCCGGACAGAGACCGUCCGAGAGCGAGCGUGGACCAUGCAGGAGCACUUCAUGUCCCGACGACUACUUGUCUUCCAGCAGCACAUGCUGUGGGUAUGCCAUGAAUCUUUCGGCCAUCACGGAGGCUGGCUCACAGAGAAAUCAUACUUCCGUCACGCGGGGCCGGCCGUCCCCGAAUGCUACGGGUAAUCAGACCUAUUGGCGUACUCGGGGAUCGAAGCCACCUAUGCAGAAUGACAUGCGAUUAUCAGGUUCAGAACCUUUCGCUCAUGCGCCGACAAAGCCGCUGAACUAA